Molecule: messenger RNA, 879 nt
Organism: Pediculus humanus corporis (human body louse)
Lineage: Eukaryota; Metazoa; Arthropoda; Insecta; Psocodea; Pediculidae
Exons: 2
Coding region: 1-879 (292 amino acids)
Source: RefSeq, a predicted model, not a curated record
AUGGAAAUAAGAAAAUUAUCAACGUGUAUUUUUUUGAUAUUGAUAAUUUAUGAUGACGUCAUCACGUCAGCAUUCGAAAAAAUUAAAAAAGUCGAAGAAGAAGAAAUAAAAGAAAGUAAAGCUCCGGAACUCAGUUUCACGUUUCCAUCCAUGUCGUCGUUUUCCAUGCCAGAUUUUGGCAUGUCACGUUUACCCUUUUUACAAGCUCUUGCAAAUUUAGGAGGACAGUAUCAAAAUUCAAAAGCGACGAAAACGGAAUAUCUGGAGGUUACUCGGAGACAUACGACUCAUCCCGUUUGUUACACAGCCUAUGAACGUUUACCACCAUGUUUAUCACACGAUUCGAGAACAGAUGACGACGAUUACGAUGAUAUCGAACUCGAUUCUCAGUAUCAAUCGAAUAACAAUUACGAAUUGAACCAAGUAAGAAAAUCUUUUAUAGAUCCAACGCCGACGGUUCAAAUUCGUGAAACGAAAAUUUUGAGUAAUGGAGAAAAUGGCGGAGUCAAUCACAGAAAGCCAAAAUAUCUUAAAUUUAAAUUCAGAGAAGAAAAAAUAAACAAAGGAAAUAAUAAAGGGGGGACGAAUUUAAUGGGAUCGGAAUCUAUGCCAUCGUAUUUGGAUUUUCAAAAACAACAACACGAUUCUUCGGAACCCUUUACAAAAACUAUACUAAUAACAAAACUUGAAAAAUAUAUUGAUCAUAGAGUUACGGCCACUUUAUUGGCACAAAAAUGCAUUCCGAAUGAUCGUAGCAUACCCAUGUGUCGUUCUUAUGAGAAUCCUAUCAGACAAUCACCCGAAGGUUUGUUAAACGUUAGAAUGGAAAAAGAAAGGUCAAAUAACUUUGACAUUAAGCCGACAAUAAUUAAACAAUGA